Paraglomus brasilianum is the source of this 1407-nucleotide messenger RNA. The record is from the annotation of a GenBank genome assembly. Lineage: Eukaryota; Fungi; Glomeromycota; Glomeromycetes; Paraglomerales; Paraglomeraceae.
AUGUCUACAAGAAAAUUACGAAUAGCAUUUGUUCAUCCAGACCUUGGAAUUGGCGGGGCUGAGCGACUAGUCGUGGAUGCUGCAACGAGCCUACAAUCAAAAGGACAUAAGGUUAUAAUAUAUACUUCGCAUCAUGACCCGUCACAUUGCUUCGCAGAAACGAAAGACGGCACACUUCAAAUAUGCGUCCGAGGAGAUUCUAUACUCCCUCGAUCUCUUUUCAAUUCUUUCUAUAUAGCCUGUGCUAUACUGCGACAAGUAUAUCUGACUCUCUCGCUAAUAUUCUACGAAAAGGAGAUAUACGACGUCAUAUUUGUAGAUCAACUGUCGGCAUGUGUGCCGUUGUUGAAACUAACUGGGGCUAAGGUUUUGUUCUAUUGUCAUUUUCCAGAUAAAUUGUUAACAAAGAGAGAAUCAAUAUUGAAAAUGAUGUAUCGAUGGCCGAUCGAUAAACUCGAAGAAAUAACGACCGGAAUUUCGGAUCGUAUACUAGUUAAUAGUCAUUUUACGGCUGGGAUUUUCCGUGAAUCUUUUCCUUCAAUUAAGCAGAUGCCAGAAGUGUUGUAUCCUAGUAUACACCUCGAGUCAUAUGAUAAAGAAGUUAAUCUGGACGAUCCGAGCAUAAAACUGCUUUGCACACAAAAGAGGCUAAUUCUUUCAAUAAACCGCUUCGAACGAAAGAAAAACCUUGCUCUAGCCAUACAUGCUUUUUCUCAUCUACGCGAUUCAGCGGUAAUCGCACCGGCGACUUUCUCCACACUUCGCCUAAUAAUUGCUGGCGGAUAUGAUCCACGUGUAUCCGAGAACGUAGACUAUCACGACGAACUUGUCUCCCUCACAUCUUUUCUCGAACUCACAUCACAUACUCUCUUCCCGGACUCUACGACUCCACCACCAGAAUCAACUCAAGUGGUAUUUGUGUGUUCAUUUAAUGAACAACAGAGAAGUUUUCUUUUGUCUAAUACGAUCUGUUUGUUAUAUACACCUGAGAACGAACAUUUUGGGAUUGUGCCUGUAGAGGCCAUGUACAAAAAGAUCCCUGUCAUUGCGGUAGAUAGUGGAGGACCUAGAGAGAGUAUUGAGACAAACGUAACAGGACUUUUGUGUGCACCUACACCGGAAGAUUUUACAAAUGCAAUGGUUAAGCUUAUUCGAGAUGAGGAUACGAGGGAAAAAAUGGGGGAGAAUGGACGAGAGCACGUGCAGAAUAUGUUUUCUUUAGAUGUAUUUGCUGAGAGGUUGGAAGAGAUUCUACUUAAUAUGGGAGAGAGGAGAGACUGGAUCGGAGAAUAUGCGUUUACUCUUGUUCUUGUACCGGUGGUCGCAUGGUGUAUAUAUUUGUUCACGACGAUGGCUAAUGAUAUUCAAUCUGAGAAACUUAAAUAUGCUGAAAUAUGGGACUGGUAA